This is a messenger RNA of Marasmius oreades (fairy-ring Marasmius), 1149 nucleotides long. RefSeq lists its product as uncharacterized. The transcript has 2 exons. The coding region runs from base 1 to 1149 and encodes 382 amino acids. The record is from RefSeq and is a predicted model, not a curated record. Lineage: Eukaryota; Fungi; Basidiomycota; Agaricomycetes; Agaricales; Marasmiaceae.
AUGAUCAUCGACAGCAAGUCCAUGGAUCCUCCUCCGCCGUAUCUUCUGCAACCGCCGCCGCCCCCUUUCUCAGCUAUCCCAGCCAAAUCGAGUCUUAGAGCUCAGAGGGCAAGCUUCUCUACAUUGCCAGCGCACAUCCUACUUCAGAUAGUUUACUCCACUUUCCCUCAAUCAGACGGUCUCUAUGACGGGCAAAGUAAGUUGGAAAGGCAAAGAGAGAAUCUGCAUUGGAUGGUCACUUCUCUGAGGCUAGUUAACAGGGCGAUCUAUAUCGCGAGUAUGCAUAUCCUGCGUUCAACUUAUAUACCGGCGUAUGACUCUCUCAUUCGCCCACCAUAUACAUCGGAUCCAUUCCCGUCUGACCUGGCCGGGGUCGGGUCGGAUUCCAUCAUCAUAGCCAAUCAUAGGGAGCUUUCUACGCUCGACCAUUUCAUUGCUCUUCUGGCACACGAAGACCUUUACCUUGACGCAACCUCACUCCAUCUCCCACGGGAAGAAGCGUAUAAAGACCUAUUCGAUCUAGCACAGCCAAGGAGUCGGCUGGAGGAUCUAAUCAGAGAAGAAGGAGAGAAAGCUGGCCUUAUUUACACGGGUGAACGGCCGCCACCGUCUCCUUCACCUCCUAUGACGGCAGAUGAUCUAACCCCAAAUCCAAGGAUAGUAUUGGAAGACACUCCAGUUCCUGGAGCCUCGGUUCAUCCUACUUCCUCACAAUCAGCUUCUCCGACGAAACCUUCUUUCAACCCUUUCUCCAAGUCGUCGUAUCUUGCCCUAGCCAAAGACAAGAUACGUCGUCGUUCCACGUCCAAAACGCCUCCGUCACCAUUGACGCCUACCUUUGACGGACAACAGGUCCAAGGCCAAACGAGUCAACCAUCCGAUCCGGAGCCGCUCCCAUUUGCUCAAUUAUCUGUUUCUUUCUCUCCUCGGAAGGUGGGGCUUGUCUUGAUCAUUACUACCACGACGGCGGGGUCAUUCCAAGGGCAAGACUUUGGUGCAUUGAGUUUGAGCAUCACUGGUCCGAAGGACGGGGGUCGCACCUUGAAGAAGAAUUUGGUAGAACUUUCCAGACCUCGGGAAGAAAAACUCGAGAUUACUGCCAAGAGAGUUGUCAGAAGUUUACGAGAAGUUCUAUUGGAAGAUACAUGA